Molecule: messenger RNA, 1908 nt
Organism: Pseudomyrmex gracilis
Lineage: Eukaryota; Metazoa; Arthropoda; Insecta; Hymenoptera; Formicidae
Gene: Cdc23
Product: cell division cycle protein 23 homolog
Exons: 7
Coding region: 26-1780 (584 amino acids)
Biological process (GO): cell division
Cellular component (GO): anaphase-promoting complex
Molecular function (GO): protein binding
Source: RefSeq, a predicted model, not a curated record
AAAAAAGCAAGUGAAACACACGAAAAUGGAAGAACCGGAACCGUUCGUGUUCGAAAUGAAACUGCUGGAAUGUUGCAUGUUCAAGGAGGUUAAAACGGAUCUUUUGCGCGCGGUAGACGAAUGCUCCCAGCGCGGUUUGCUACACAGCGCUAAAUGGUCGGCCGAAUUGGCCUAUUGUUUGAGCGAUGUGAAAAUUGUAAAGGCGGACGAUUUUACGUGCACCUUCGAGGAAUCGAACGCUUAUAUCUUAGCUAAGACGUACUUCGACCUGAAAGAGUACGAUCGAGCGGCUUACUUUACGAGAGACUGCAAGACCGCGAAAGUCAAGUUUCUGCAUUUGUAUUCGCGUUACUUGUCAGGCGAGAAGAAGAAAUUGGACGACAUGACGGACGUGCCGCCGGAUCCUACAAAAAACGACAGUCUUAAAUUGCUCUGCGCUGAUCUGAGAAAGGAUUAUCUGGCCUCGAAUUUAGACGGUUACGGAUUGUAUCUUUUUGGCGUGACAUUGAAAAAGUUGCAACUUCUCAGAGAGGCAAAGGACGUUUUGAUGGAGGCUGUACAUAAAGAGCCAAUGCACUGGGGCGCCUGGUUAGAACUGACCGCGUUGAUCAAAGAUAGGGAAGAAUUGGAGAGUUUGUGUCUGCCAAAACAUUGGAUGCAAUAUUUCUUCACAGCUCACAUGUACUUGGAGCUACAGCUCAUUAACGAGUGUUUAGAAAUAUACGCUCAAUUGCAAGGCUUUGGCUUUCGAUCAAGUCCUUAUGUACAAGCUCAAACUGCAAUUGCGGUGCAUUACAGAAGACAUGUUGAAAACGCAUUACAAAUCUUCAAAACGAUAAUAAAAGAAGAUCCUUAUUGUCUCGACAACAUGGACACAUUUUCAAAUUUGCUUUAUGUGAGAGAAAUGAAGGUCGAGUUGGCGUAUCUGGCGCACAGAGCCACCGAAAUAGAUAAAUAUAGACUGGAAACUUGUUGUAUAGUAGGAAAUUAUUACAGUUUGAGAGCUGAUCAUCAGAAAGCGGUGAUGUAUUUUCACAGAGCUUUGAAGAUAAAUCCGCAAUAUCUAUCAGCUUGGACACUGUUGGGUCAUGAAUUUAUGGAAAUGAAAAAUACCAAUGGCGCUAUCCACAGCUAUAGACAGGCAAUAGAGGUAAAUAGACGAGAUUAUAGAGCGUGGUACGGCUUGGGUCAGACGUACGAGAUUUUAAAAAUGCCAUUUUACGGACUUUAUUAUUACAAACAAGCACAACUCUUGAGACCUCACGACAGCAGGAUGGUUCUGGCUUUAGGUGAAGCGUACGAAAAGCAAGAUAAAAUUCAAGAUGCGCUCAAAUGUUAUUACAAAGCGUGCAAUGUAGGCGAUAUAGAAGGAAUGGCACUUUUAAAGUUAGCGACACUAUAUGAGAAAUUAGGGGAACACGAUAACGCGGCGGCGGCUUAUAAAGAUUUCGUAACGGAUGAAUACCGAGGCAUCGACAGAAGAGUUGAGUCAACGGAGCUGAGCCAUGCAUACAAGUAUCUUACGCAGUAUCAUUUAAAAAGAGAAGAAUUGGAUCGAGCUAAUCACUAUGCGCAAAAAUGUAUUGAUUUCGACGAAAUAAAAGAAGAGGCUAAAGCAUUGUUAAGAACAAUUGCUGAAAAAAAAACUAAAGUAGAAGAUACCAUGAUGGUGGAUGAUAUGAACGAAACAGAUCCUGUAAUUGAACAAAGAACACAGCUUGACGCGACACCUGGAAGUCAGUUGUCACCGAUGAAUCUUUCGUUUACAUCCACACCAUAAAAGAAAACUAUAAAUUGUCUAGCGUUCUAGAAUUCGCGCUUUUAUGUGAUUACAUAUAUAUGUAUAUGUGUGUGUGUAUAUAUAUAUAUAUAUAUGUAUGUAUGUAUAUAUAAUAUAUUUAAUAUCGA